Messenger RNA from Musca domestica (house fly), 3123 nucleotides. RefSeq names its product testis-specific zinc finger protein topi. The transcript has 5 exons. Gene Ontology annotation, molecular function: RNA polymerase II cis-regulatory region sequence-specific DNA binding; DNA-binding transcription factor activity, RNA polymerase II-specific. The record is from RefSeq and is a predicted model, not a curated record. Gene Ontology annotation, biological process: regulation of DNA-templated transcription. Lineage: Eukaryota; Metazoa; Arthropoda; Insecta; Diptera; Muscidae. The coding region runs from base 214 to 2832 and encodes 872 amino acids.
AAACUCCAACUUACCCAUGUGAUUUGGGCCUUGUAAACAAAAUAUAAUGUGACAAUUGACACAUGCCAAAAUUAAAGUUUCCACAACUAUAACGGAACAGUUGGCUUUGAUGCCGUUGUCAAAUUUAAAUGUUUCUAUUUGCAUUUUCCGAGAAGGAAAAACCAUUCAAUUCAAAAAGCAACCAUCGUCAAUUGUCGACGCAUCUCAUCCAUCAUGGACGCCAAUGAUGAAGCAUUUCCUGGAUCCGAGUGCGCCUGGCUAUCGGAGCAGUUUUUUGCUAAUCAAUUCAAACUAUUUAAUUCUGAUUAUAAUGAAAGAACGUCCAAUAACGAAAUGAACAUAAAUGACAUGUUUCCCAACUGUGAGAUUAAUCCAUUUUUGAGUUCAGACCUAGGCAUUGAUGUUAAUCAGGCCUGUGAUAUACCCACCACGAGAAUGGAUACAAGCAUUGAUUUCAUUUCGAAAAUUAAUGAUUCAGGGCAAUCGUUUGACGUGAAAUCGGAAAUUGUUGAUUUGAGUUAUCCGAAAGGGGACGGAGAAAUGUUUACUCAAAACUCGACAGCUAAAAAUGUAGAUGAAAUACUAUUGGAGGAAUGCUCUCAAGAGGCUUUGGAUUUGUCGAAGGCAUCACAAGUUGGCUCCAUAUAUUUGUAUCAACCUUUACCAUCCUCAUCGACAGGCGGUUAUGUCAAGUGCAUGCAAUGCCACGUUUUGUUUGAUGAAAUCGGAUUCCAAACGCAUGUUUGCGACGACUUUGUUAGCAACAAUCAAAUGCAACCUUCUCUUGACACACCAUCGAAUCUUUCGUCAUCUGCGCAAAACCCAUCUAUGGUGUCUCCCAUUGUACAGGACGAAAAUUAUGCAGCUGUAAACAAAAUUGAUCAACCAACUUCGUUUACUGCACCUUCCAAUAUUACGAAAAACCUUGUUAGAAAAGAACCAAUAUUACCUACAAAUCCGGCUUCUAUACGACUAAUAAAUGAAAAUCAAAUUCGUUUAAGACGAUUUCUUAAACAUGAGCUGAAAUAUGAUGUUGCGACAAACUCUUCAUUUAAAAACGUUAGUUCCAAAAACAGCAAUAACAAUAGUAACACCGAUAUUAGUGAUACAGUAAAUACAUCGUCAUCAUCAACCAUUUCGGGUUCAAGCGACGCCAAGAAAUCGGAUGGACCCCAUGAGUGUACGCUGUGCGAGAGAUCAUUUGUACAUUCUUCGGGUCUCUUGCGCCAUAUGGAAAAACAUGCAAUGGAUUUGAUACCAACCAGUUCAACUAAAUAUUCUGGCAAAUCGUUUGCAUCGCAGGCUGUUGCUACAACAGCAAGUACCAGCAGUCUUAGAUUGGUAAUAAAAUGUACCCUUUGUGGCAGAAUAUUUUUUGAACAUAGCAGCGCAUGUGAACAUUUGUUUGCACAUUUUCCCAGUACAUGGAUGGAUGAAAAAGAAUUGGAUACUUGUUCAGAUAUAUCCAUUGAAAUGUACAUCGAUGAUGCCUUAGAGUUUUUAAUUAAUGAGGCCAAAAACGAUAGCAUGAACUCAAACAUACAGAAAGAUACUACAGCGGAUGACAAAACUCCGAAGUUGUUGAAAAUGGUUAUUUUAACAUGCAUUCUUCAGUGUGAAUUCUGUGACUUUGUGUUUUCGGAUGUUUCCUAUUUGUUUGUGCACACAGUUUGUCACAUACCCGAAAGGCGAUUCGAAUGUUUCUCGUGUGAUAUAUGCGUAAAAACUUCUAAAGAAAUUACAAAUCAUUGGCAAACGGAAUGUGUCUUUAUGAGAGAAAAUACAAAAUUACAUGAAGUAACUGUGCAGCGAUAUUUUGUUUGUAAUGUCUGCGAAAAUAAAUUCCCGUCACUGGAUCUAUUGCAUGAACAUCGUUACACACUUUAUCAUUUCUUUCCGCGCAUGAACAACCGUUUGGGCAUUUUACAAUUACCCUGCGAAUAUUGUGACCAUGUUUCGGAAAAUGUGCAAGAUUGUUUGGCCCACUACGAGGACAAUCACUAUAAAAAGUAUAGGAAAGAUAAAGAAGGUUCUGUCAAUCCAAAUAGGAAUCGUUUAUACUUAUGUGACAUUUGCGGAAAAUCCUACACUCAGUCUAGUCAUUUGGGUCAGCAUCUGAGAUUCCAUCAAGGAGUAAAACCAUUUGCAUGUAAAGAGCCAGGUUGUAGUCGAAAAUUUACAAUACGACCGGAUUUGAAUGAUCACAUACGCAAGUGUCAUACGGGUGAACGUCCAUAUCACUGUCAGGUGUGUGGAAAACGUUUCUUGACUGGUUCGGUUUUCUAUCAGCAUCGUCUCAUACACCGUGGUGAACGUCGUUAUGAAUGUGAAGAUUGUGGCAAGCGAUUCUAUCGAGCAGAUGCUCUCAAAAACCACCAACGUAUACAUACGGGUGAAAAGCCUUUUGGUUGCCUCUUUUGUACCAAAAACUUUCGACAACGUGGUGAUCGUGACAAACAUAUGAGAGCUAGACAUUCACAUUUGGAUGCCAAUGCCCGACUAAUGAUGCAAAUGCAGAAAUUACAAUUAGAGGCAGCAGCGGCAAAAGCACAGACUAAUGGAGGUAACAAAUCGGAUCAAUUACUUGGUUCUGACCGAGUUUCAGAAAAGAAAUGUUUUAGUCUAACUGAUAAUUAUUUAACUGGUGAUAUUGCAUCGGAAAUAUCCCACAGCAAUUCAGAAGUUUCGUAUCCAUCAACCAGUAACAAUGUUAGGAACCACGAAAUGGAUGAUAUUGUAAUGAUUGGUAAUGUUCCAUUUCCAAAAUCUAUGAUUGAGUCCUUAAUAUUUGAUAUUGAUGGGGAUGAUGUACUAACAACUACAACAAAAUAAUUUUUAUAAUUAUAAUAUUUCCUUAAACCUUCUUGUAUUGAUUUUUUAUUUACCUGUGUGUUGAAUUAGUUUUAUUGCCAUUAGCAUCAUAAUUUUUUGAAUUUUGUUAUUUUUAAAAAUAAAUACUUGUUUACAUGAAAAUGGAGUUAGCCAUUUAUGUCUUGCACUGGAAUCUAUGCACUAGAACAAAAGGUUUAUCUUUAGAUUAAAUAUGAAUCAAAUAUUUUCAUUCGUCGAGGGGUACCAGAACGAUAAAUAAAACAAAACAAUAAAAUUUUGUAAAAUUAAAGG